GAUCACGCCACUGAGAAAUACUGAAACAAGUCCCUGAAGAGGCUGCACACCUAUUCCUAGAGAUCAUUAAACACAGGUCUAUGACAUGAAAAUCACAUGCAUCAUGAUCUUAUUUUGGUUCCUCUCCAUGCUAUUACUAUCAGACAAAAGCCAGACUUCUAAAACAGGUAUCAUAUACAAUUUCACUGAGAAGAAUUACUCUUUAAUUCCAGCAGAUAUUAAUGAAGAUGUUCAAGUACUUGACCUCAGUUAUAAUCAAAUUACUCUGAAUGUUACAGACAUAAGGGCUCUACAGAUGUAUUUUUUACUCACUGAACUCUAUUUGAUACAGAACAAUGUCAUUAUCUUACUUAAUGACAGUUUUGGUAACCUCUCCAACUUACAAAUUUUAAAUAUCUGUAGAAACUCCAUCUAUAUAAUUCAGCGGGAUGCAUUUGUAGGCUUGAGUAAACUAAAACAGUUGUAUCUCUGCCAAAACAAAAUAUUACAACUGAAUGCUGAUAUAUUUGUGCCUCUAAAAAACCUGAAACUUUUGAAUCUGCAAGGCAAUUUGAUAAGCUAUUUGGAGGUACCACUACUAUUUCAUCUGGAAUCAAUAAUUUUAUAUGGAAAUCCAUGGAACUGCUCUUGUAGUCUAUUCAAUUUGCAAAACUGGUUGAACACAUCAAAUGUGAUACUAGAAAAUGAGAGCAUCACCACGUGUAGCUUCCCAGAUAUGCUGAAGUGCUACAGUAUCAAAACAGUACCUUAUGAAGCUGAAUGCCACUCAAAAUUUCCUUCACCUAUAACUGAAGAUCUUUAUAUUCAUUUUCAGUCCAUUAGCAACUGGACAUUUAAUAACUCUUUGAACAACUUAACAAUAAAUUCAGAACACGAAUCUCUUGGAAAAAGUUGGGCUUUUCUUAUUGGUGUUGUUGUCACCGUACUGAUGACUUCACUCCUCAUUUUUAUUGCUAUCAAAUGCCCAAUAUUGUAUAAUCUUCUGCUUAGUUACAAUCAUCAUCGCCUGGAAGAGCAUGAAGCAGAAACCUAUGAAGAUGGUUUUACUGGAAAUCCAAGUUCUCUUUCACAUAUACCAUAUACAAACUCCGAAGACACUACAGUAGUAUUUGAACAAUUACAUUCAUUUGUAGUAGAUGAUGAUGGGUUUAUUGAAGACAAAUAUAUAGAUACCCAUGAAUUAUGUGAAGAAAAUUAAUUUCUUUCAAUGUUUGAUUUUUUUAAAAAAAGUUAUCAGUCCAUUCACAGUUUAGGCAUGGAGAUUCUCUAUUUUUUUGGUGGCUGGCUGGUACAGGGAUCUGAACCCUUGACCUUGGUGUUACAAGGCUGUGCUCUAACCAACUGAGCUAACUGGUCAGCCUAGGCAUGGAGAUUUUGAUAUGUGACAUACCAAACUGUAGCUAGUAGACCUUCAUAUUAAUUAUAAAAUACAUAAAUAUCAUAUAACUAUGUUUUUCUCAUUUAAUUGAGCAAGCAGGUCCAAAUAUAGUAACUGACAAUCGCUGGAAGCUAAGUUUCAUAGUUAGUCUGCAGUGAUAGUAUUAUUCUUAGCAGUAUUCAAGAGACCGUACGCACUAGAAAGAAGAAGGCCUAAAAUAAAUUAUUCAUUAACUAAAAUAAAUAGAUUCGCAUAUUAACACAAAUAUUUGAUGUAAUAUGUAUUAAAUUAUACUAAAGUUCCAAUCAGUAAAUAAUAAAGAUUUUAGUCUUAAAAUCUUUUACUAUCAUGGUGGCUUCCAAAGUGGGCAUCACAAUUAUCUAUGAAUCUUGUUUUUAAAAAUACGUAUUUCUGCCUCUCUUUGGGAGAUUUUUAUUCAAACGAGUACGUGCUGGAGCUGAGAAAUCUUCAGGCAGUCCACGGACGGCUGUUUGGGAUCCAUUAGAUAGAGCAAUGUUUCCCAAAUUGUUUUAUAGAACACUAAUUUCCAGAGACAUUCAAAAGUACUUCUGAGAAAAGAAAAAGGUACAUGGUCAAAUUAUUAUAGGAAACACUGGGCUUAAACAAAGUGAGACAAGAUUCUUUACUAUAGGACUUAUCUGAGACUUUGCUAAGCUAAACUGCUCUCUGAUUAUUCAACAGCAAAGUAUUCAGAAUUUUUCAAACUCACUUGACAACAAAACCCUUUCUUUGAUGUACACUUACUAAGAGCUCAUAGCACAAUAAUAGUCUAAAGAACAUAGUUUGGAAAACACCAUCCUUCAUACUGCAGUAGGAAGGGUCUAAAGUAAAUUAUUUGCCAAUUUCUUAUAACCAGUUGGCUGCAAUCAUAAUUUUAACAACUUAUCAAUGCAAACAGUGGCAUUAAAAACUGUAGCAAAAUCUCAAGUCCUUAAAAUGGCAUACAAUAAAAAAAAACUAGCAAAAUCUAUAAUUUUUACCUUCCAUAUAUAGGAAAAUUGUGUAUUUACAUCUCAUUGAAAUAAGGAUAUCUAUAAAACACUGAAACAUAUUUAUGGAUAAGAUAAUAUGUCUAGAGAUUUUCUUCACCAUAAUACAUGGAAAGGAACAGUGGCAAGAGGUAUAGAUAUGAGGUGAUGGAGAUGGGAGAUGGGUACAUAAGGGUAUAAUAUGCUCUUUUUUUAAUGUAUGUUCAAAUUUCUCUAAAAUAAAACUUUUAAAAUGUGUA
Galeopterus variegatus (Sunda flying lemur) is the source of this 2627-nucleotide messenger RNA. RefSeq names its product leucine rich repeat containing 19 (gene LRRC19). Gene Ontology annotation, molecular function: signaling receptor activity; protein binding. The coding region runs from base 86 to 1198 and encodes 370 amino acids. Gene Ontology annotation, biological process: interleukin-8 production; positive regulation of non-canonical NF-kappaB signal transduction. The record is from RefSeq and is a predicted model, not a curated record. Gene Ontology annotation, cellular component: plasma membrane. The transcript is spliced from 5 exons. NCBI's taxonomy places the organism in Eukaryota, Metazoa, Chordata, Mammalia, Dermoptera, Cynocephalidae.